This is a messenger RNA of Linnemannia hyalina, 780 nucleotides long. NCBI's taxonomy places the organism in Eukaryota, Fungi, Mortierellomycota, Mortierellomycetes, Mortierellales, Mortierellaceae. The record is from the annotation of a GenBank genome assembly.
AUGGCAGAUAAGGUCAUGGAUGCACGGGGAUUCAACAGCAAGGACUCUCACCAACGCACACAUCAUAUCAAAAAGCUGCAUGGAAUGCUGCCCACUCUGAACUCCAUGCAGGCUCGCAAGCCCAACCUGUACCCAACAUGCGUGUGCCAACGAUGCGAGCUCGAGAAGGAGGAUAACGAUCACGUCUGGAAAUGCCCUUCGGCAGCUGAGACCACCACUGAGAUCUGGAAGGAGGCCAUGGGCAAGAUUAAUGAGUGGGGUGUGCAGGCAACAAACAGCUACAACGCAGCCAGGAAGCGAGAAUACAAACGCGCGGUGGACAGAGGUCGUCAGGUACCGAGGCCAGUACCCAUACACUGGUGGCCCCCUUCGGAUGCGGAUCAUGUGCGAGGAUUUUCCUCCAUCGGUGGAGCUCGAGCCGUGCACAGCGGUAGUCCAGCUCUCGAUCGAGACGAGAAACCGAUGUGGAAUGUGUCGGAUCUCCUCCGCGGCAUCACCCCCUUGAGCAUGUUGACUGAAUGGUCCGCGGUCUUCCGGACCCCAAUGUCCAUCGCCAAGACAGUCCUUCACAAGUUUGUUGGCUACCUGGAGGCGCAGGCCUCGGAGCUGAUCUGGAAACCUCGGUGCUCCGCGACGAUCGCAUGGGAACAGACCCAGGGUAUCUCUGCCAAGAACAAGACAUCCAAGUACACAGGCCCCCGAGCGACAAUUGUUGCGCAGAGCCAGGUUCUGGACCGGACUGCGACUGGUGGAUGGUGCACUGAAGAGUUUGGUCUGUAG